Messenger RNA from Micropterus salmoides (largemouth bass), 1252 nucleotides. RefSeq names its product membrane-spanning 4-domains subfamily A member 8-like. The coding region runs from base 139 to 879 and encodes 246 amino acids. The record is from RefSeq and is a predicted model, not a curated record. Gene Ontology annotation, cellular component: membrane. The transcript has 7 exons. NCBI's taxonomy places the organism in Eukaryota, Metazoa, Chordata, Actinopteri, Centrarchiformes, Centrarchidae.
AGUAAUGCAAUAUCGGGGAUGCCAACUGCUAUAAAACCUCAAAGAAGGAGAAACAUAACAGAUAGACUUGUGUGAGUCCAGUCGUUUAGGUUUGGACUUUACUCCAACAAACGCAAACAGUCUACAGGAGCAGGCAGGAUGUCCCUGACCAUGACCAAGGGUGAUGGAGUCACUGUAUUCACUAUGACCUCUGACCCACAUAGUCCAUGGCCUCCACUGUGCCAAAUCCUCAAGGGCCUUUGCUACAGCCUUGAGUGCUGCUCUGUGUCUCAGCACCUGAGGAGGGUCCAGACUUCUCAGUCAGUACUGGGGGCUGUACAGAUUAUGGUCGGGUUACUCAACAUCGGCCUUGGAGCGAUCCUCUGUAGCAGUCAUGGUGGCUUUUCAUGGCCGAUGAAUGAAGUCUACUUUCCUUUUUGGCUCGGAGGAUUGUUUAUAUUAUUUGGUACCAUGAGCAUUUUGUCUGAGAAGUUUCCCAGUCCAUGUCUGGUCCUCCUCAGUGUGAUUCUGAAUCUGGCAGGAGUUGCUUUUGCCAUUGCAGCCAUCGUACUCUACAGCAUCAGUGUAGCAAACAACUAUUUGUGGUGGUUGUGUGAUCGUAACUAUUAUUAUGACUACACUACACCAAGUCCAGCUUCUGAGGAGAAGGCCCUGAUAGAUAAAUGCUUGGAGGGCAAAGCAUUGGUUCUGAUGCUUGUAAGAAGUAUUGAUGCUGUGCUGGUUGUCCUGUCAGCCCUGGAGCUCUGCGUUGUCAUUAGCUCUGCCGUCUUGGGGCUCAAAGCGCUGAGGAGCAGUGAGAAGACAGAAAACAAGAGCGUCGGGGACCCAGAACACUACCAACCACUGCUAGAGGAAGUUACCACUAACCCUGUAGCCUGAAUGAAAAUCUCUCACUUUCAGUUAGCAGGAGCUAUAAUCCUGUGGAAUUUAUAUCAUUUAUCGUGUGUACUGUAACUUCAGUGAUUCUCACAAUUUCUUCUGGCAUGGUCUAACUUCUGGUCUUUUCCUACAAGGGUUGCUCUUAUAUUUUUGAGUAUUUUUGGUAAUAAUAUGUGUUAAUUUGUAUAUGCUACUUUCAUUCUUGGUUGUUUUUUUAAAAACAGUUCCUGUUGAUUGGGAUUUUCUGUCAAAAUGUGCCUUACAGUCCAUUUGUAGAUAGAAGGGCAGUUCCUGUAAUUGUCUGUGACAUUGAUUGACUGUUUGCUAUUGUACAAAAUUAAGCCAAUAAAUAAAUAAAUAAAUGAGAAAUGAA